Chrysemys picta bellii (western painted turtle) is the source of this 9090-nucleotide messenger RNA. RefSeq names its product PH domain and leucine rich repeat protein phosphatase 2 (gene PHLPP2). Gene Ontology annotation, molecular function: protein binding. The record is from RefSeq and is a predicted model, not a curated record. Lineage: Eukaryota; Metazoa; Chordata; Testudines; Emydidae.
CCGUGGGCGCGGCUGGGAUCCCGCGGCGGCGAGCGCGAGCGCGAGGCGCUGCUGUCCCGGCGCCGCUGCUGAUGGGGGAGGCUGGGGCCGGGCCGGGGCCCGUGGAGGCGGCGGGAGCCGGCAGCGCCCGGGGAAGCCGGACCGGGAGCCGCGGGGGCAUCCGGGUGCUGAAGAGGAACAUGAAGCGCAAUGGGAGCAGAAACUGCUUGAACAGGAGGAGUCGGUUUGGCUCCCGUGAGAGAGACUGGCUGAAAGAGGAUGUUGGGCGAGGCUGUGUAUACAUUUAUGGAGCAGACUCUGCAACUGCGACCUCUUCUGACCUGCACUUGGUCCUUUGUACAGUGGAUACCCUGGCAUCUGAGAUCUGUGAUGGAGAGGGUAGGGAGAACCUCUAUUUGCAGCUCCAUGGAGACCUGGUCAGGAGGCUGGAGCCCACAGAGAAACCCCUUCAAAUUGUGUACGAGUACUUGGCUGGGCUCGGCUUUGAGGAUCUUGUGAGAAUACAGGAGGAGGCAGCAAACUCUGAUCUCAGCUGCAUGAUUCGCUUUUACAAUGAAAAGCCAUGUCAAGUGGAGCAACUAGACCGAAUCCUUCUGUCUGGGGUCUAUAAUGUGCGCAAAGGGAAGACGCAGUUGCACAAGUGGGCAGAACGCUUGGUCAUUCUCUGUGGCACCUGCCUCAUCAUAUCCUCCGCGAAGGAUUGCCAUACAGGAAAGAUGCACAUUCUGCCUCUUGUCGGAGGGAAGGUGGAAGAAGUGAAGCGUCGGCAGCACUCGCUUGCUUUCAGCUGUGCUGGUGCACAAGCUCAAACCUACCAUGUUUGCUUUGAAACGCUGGCAGAGUACCAGAGAUGGCACCGGCAGGCAUCCACGGUGGUGUCUCAGCGACUCAGCACAGUUGAUCUGUCUUGUUAUAGCCUUGAGGAGGUACCUGAGCAUCUCUUCUACAGUCAAGACAUCACCUACCUCAACCUGCGACACAACUUUAUGCGACUGGAUGGAUCAGGGGGUCUUGACUCUCUUUGCAGGUUCUCUCAGCUGAAGGGCCUGAACCUGUCCCAUAAUAGGCUGGGGGAGCUUCCUAUAUUACUGUGUGAGAUCUCCAAUCUGACUGAACUCAACAUUUCCUGUAAUGGGCUUCAUCACCUGCCAAACCAGAUUGGCAGCCUGUUCAAUCUCCAGACCUUAUGUCUUGAUGGGAAUUUCCUCACAUCUUUGCCAGAAGAGCUGGGACACCUGCAACAGCUCUGCUCCCUCGGGCUUUCCUUCAACAACUUCAGUGAGGUGCCAGUGGUCUGUGAGAAACUCACUGCCUUGGACAAACUGGCCAUGGCAGGGAACCAGCUGGAAACCCUGAACCUUGGGGUGCUGAACAGGAUGAGCCACAUCAGAUAUGUGGAUCUUAGGCUGAACCACCUGAGGAGAUUAUCUGUUGACAGCCUGGAGGGGAACAAAUCUGUGACCCACAUGGAUUUGCGAGACAAUCAGCUGACUGACCUGGAUCUGAGCUUUCUUGGCAGUCUAGAGCAGCUGCACUGUGAGCGGAAUCAGCUGAGGGAACUGACUCUGAGUGGCUUCUCCCUUCGGGCCCUCUAUGCCAACACCAACUGUCUGAUGACUGUAAAUGUUUAUCCAGUCCCUACUCUGCUGACCUGCCUAGAAAUCUCCUGUAACCAGCUGCUGUGUAUUCCUGACUGGGCCUGCGAAGCAAAGAAACUUGAGGUUUUGGAUAUGAGCUACAAUCUCCUCACAGAGCUUCCAUCAAGGACCCUGAGUAGUUUGAGUCUUCGGAAGUUGAUGGUGGGGCACAACCACGUGCAGAGCCUUCCACCUCUGCUGGAACACAUUCCCCUGGAGGUGCUGGACCUCCAGCAUAACCUGAUCACUAAACUCCCAGAGAUGAUGUUCUUCAAGGCUCUGAAUCUCAGGUACCUGAAUGUAUCUGCCAACAGCCUGGAGUCCUUGCCUGGGGAAGAGAGUCUCAGCGCGCUGCAGCUACUUUACUUGACCAAUAAUAAGCUCACAGAUCAGUGCAUCCCUGACUUGGUGGGACACCCAAACUUACGGGUCCUGCACCUGGCAAACAACCAACUGCAAACCUUCCCUGCAAGCAAACUGAGCAAACUGGAGCAACUGGAAGAGCUGAACCUGAGUGGCAACAAGCUGAAGACGAUUCCUACAACGAUCGCAAACUGCAAGCAGCUGCACACACUUAUUGCACACUCAAAUGAGAUCAGUAUCUUCCCAGAGAUCCUGCACCUACCUCGUAUUCAGUUUGUAGACUUGAGCUGUAAUGAACUAACAGAAAUCGUGAUCCCUGAGGUGCUGCCAGCUACCUUGCAGGAGCUGGACCUGACUGGAAACAUGAACCUGGUGCUAGAACACAAGACCCUGGACAUCUUCAGUCACAUUGCCACCCUGAAGAUUGAUGCCAAGCCCUCCCUCACAGCAGACUCAGUACUCUCCUCUACGCUCUGGAAUCACGGGUUAGCCGAGAUGGCUGGCCAGAGGAAUAAGCUCUGUGUGUCGGCCCUGGCUCUGGGGAGCUUUGCAGACAGUGUGGAAGCUGUGUACGGCAUGUUCGACGGUGACAAGAAUGAGGAGCUGCCCCGUCUCCUGCAGUGCACUAUGGCAGACGUGCUACUGGAGGAGGUGCAGCAGUCGAACAUAGACUCUGUGUUCAUGUCUAACACCUUCCUGGUCUCCCACAGGAAGCUGGGGAUGGCUGGCCAGAAGCUGGGCUCCUCUGCUGUCCUCUGCUAUAUUCGACAUGAUGCUACUGAUCUGGCUGGCAGCUUCACUCUGACAUUGGCCAAUGUGGGCACAUGCCAAGCCAUUCUGUGCCGCAGUGGAAAACCCCUGCCCCUUUCCAAAGUCUUCAGCCUGGAACAAUAUCCUGAGGAGGCCAGGAGAGUCAAGGAGCAAAAAGCUAUCAUAACAGAGGACAACAAGGUUAAUGGUGUAACCUGCUGUACUCGGAUGCUAGGCUGCACGUACUUGCAUCCUUGGAUCCUGCCCAAGCCUCACGUCUACUCCAUUCCUCUGACUGUGCAGGAUGAGAUGCUCCUACUGGGGAACAAAGCCCUCUGGGAAUACCUCUCUUAUACAGAGGCUGUCAUGGCUGUACGCCACCUGCAUGACCCACUGGCUGCUGCAAAGAAGAUCUGCACUUUAGCCCAAAGCUAUGGCUGCCAAGACAAUGUGGGAGCAAUGGUGGUGUGUUUGAACAUUGGUGAGGACAGCUGCACAUGUGAGAUGCACGGCCUCACCUUGCCAGGCCCUGGGGGGGUUAUUUCCACUGCCAAACCAGCAACACCUUCUUCAAGUAGUGGAAUUGCCUCAGAGUUCAGCAGUGAGCUGUCAGCCUCAGAAGUUAGCAGUGAGGUGGGAUCCACUGCGUCCGAUGAACACAGUGGAGCUGGUCUGGAUGCAGGGUUGGUGCCUCGACCCGAGCGACGCUGCAGCCUCCAUCCUGUGCCCCCCUCCAGCAUCUUUCAGCGCCAACCUUCCUGUGCCACAUUCUCUAGUAAUCAGUCUGACAAUGGGCUGGACAGUGAUGAUGAGCAGCCUGUGGAGGGUGUGAUGACGAAUGGCAGCAAAGUGGAGGUGGAAGUGGACAUCCACUGCUGUAAAGGAAAAAGUCUGGAGCCUGUGCCUCCUGGUGCUGAGGAGGGAUCUCCUGCUGCAGGCUCAGAGGAUGACUCUGGGGGGCUCGUCUUCAGGAUUCGGAGACAGAACAGCAUGAACAGCAACAUCCUCCUGGCAGGAACCAAGGAGAGGUGCGAGUUGCAGAAGUCUCCUUCCACAUGCUGUCUCUAUGGGAAGAAGCUUUCCAAUGGCUCCAUAGUGCCUCUGGAGGAGAGCCUCAACCUUAUUGAGGUAGCCACAGAGGUGCCGAAGAAGAAAACAGGUUAUUUUGCUGCUCCUACCCAGCUGGAGCCAGAGGAUCGAUUUGUUGUGCCCCCUGACCUGGAAGAGGAAGUGAAGGAACGAAUUAAGCAGCACCAUGAGAGUGGUGCAGAGCAGGAGCCCAAUGAGAAGGCUGCAAUGGCUCCUCCAGAUGAGUUUGACACAGCUUUGUAACCCCACUGGGCUGCUCCAUAGUGUAGGGGAGUUGGCAUCUGCACGGGAAGGAACAGACAUCAGCUCCCUCCUUAUUGGAGUGCAGGACAAGCCUGGAGCUGUAAACUCAGGGCUGCCAGCUUCUUGAGACAGCAUCCCUGCUGUUCUGUGGGCCCAGGGUACUCAGGUCAGCAGCCAAGCUCCAUGCCGGGGAUUGUCUGGCAUUUGAGAAGGCAGACUUCCCUAUGUGUGGUCCCACCACCUGCCAUUAACCCCUUGCCCUCCUGAGGAAUUGCCAGGCAGUGGGCUGGUUUCUGUGUGGGAGCUGAGGAGGCAGUUGUGGUUAUGCACAGCAUCCAGAGUUCUGUGAAGUAUUUGAUUCGGCCAUCAUGAUGGGACUGGUCACUUGGCUUUACUGUUCAGAGAAUACAGCCUGUCCCGAUGACGCUUACUAGCGCCACAGAACCAGUCAGAGGAUUGAUUCUUAUAUGCAUCGCAAGCACUUUCAUUGACCGCACUUGAGCCAUUUUGCUCCCCAUCUGCCCAGCACUUUACUAUUUAGGGAGAGGGGGCUUCAGUAACCUCACAACGGGUAUUAUGGGGGGAUUCCUCCACAUGGGAAUUGGUGCCCUCCUGAUAGGUACAUCCAGGGACACUGGGGGAGCUGAGGUAGUUUUGUCACUACUUGUUAUGAGGUUAUCCAGGGGCUUCCUUCCAACCUGAAGGAUACAACUGGGGCAUGAGGGUUGGGGGGCCCCAAUGACAGAUAUGACCAUGGGGCAUGGAGGAGUCCCAGGAGGGGUUUGGCUAUCUCCAUAACAAAUAUGAACAUGGGUAGGGGUGGGGCUAGUGUGUACAACUGUAGGGGAUAGGGGGUUGGCCACCCCCCUGGUGUGCACUUCAAGGCAGAGCCUUCCAUAUCCACGAGACAUGGGAUGAAGCCAGAAUCCCCUGCAAAGCACAGAGUCUGUGCUCUGUGUGGUGCCCUUAGCUGGCAGAAGCUAAGAAGUAUGAGUGGGGAGACUUCAUCUUGUCCAUCGGGAUGUUUUGUUUGUAGCAGUAAAGGCUAGUGAGCAGCCAGAGUGCCCUGCAUGUGCUAAGAAGGUCUCUGACGGUCCAUUUCACACGCACUCCCUCUAACACACACUGCGAAAUAUGAACCCCCUACACUGUAGCAGCAAAAGCACCUUUGCCUGUCUCUGUAGGAGCAGAGAGCAGAAUCAGUGUCCAGGGCUGCCCGGGCUCCAGCUGCAAGUGCCCAGACCAGGAAGUGAACAAGAUGAAGCUGUGUGGUUUCUGCUUAGUUUUAAACUCAAAAUGGAAGAUGGAACUUUUCCCAAAUACAAACAUUUUUAUCAGCGCACUUGAGGAAAAAAGGACUUUAGAACAACUCUGGAGAGUAGCAGUGAGCUAGCUACCCAGUGCCCAGUUGGCAAAUGUGUUCCAGUUUCCACCUUCAGGGCCUGGAUGGGCCAGUAUGCAGUGUGGUGCCCUGCUAGCCCUUUUCUGGUUGUUUUUCCAGGAUUUAAGCAUUCAUCUUUACAAAAGGGUUGCAAAGACAACCUUCCAUCUGUGAUCCAGGCAGAUCAUCUUCCUGAGUCUGCAGCCUGGGAGCUGGGAACAAUAGCUCUGAGGUGGGAGCUGCCUCAGUAAUCUCAGGGUAUGUCUACACUACAAUUAAACAUCUGCGGCUGGCCUGUGUGGGCUCCAGAGCGAUUUAUUUGCAGUGGAGACAUUCAGGCUUGGGGACCCCACAAGGAGGGAGGAUCCCAGACCUAGGCUCCUGCCCGAGCGCAAACAUCUACCCUGCAGUUAAACAGCCCCGAGCCCUGUAAACCUGAGUCAGCUCUAUCUGGGCCAGUCCCAGGUGUUUAAUUGCAGUGUAGACAUACCCUCAGUGGUAUGACAACACUGAUAGCCUCAUUAUGACAUUAUAUGGGACUAGUGCCCUUUCUUGUUACUUUACUUAUUUCUUAUGUCUAGGAAGAAAGUCUGAAAGGUUUUUCCAAAAGAGUUCUGGGCUUUUGGGGUGAGUUUUAUUUUGUUUGGUGUGUUUAUUUUUUGCUUAUCUUUUAUAUCAGAAAUUCAGGUCUUGUCUGACCUAGAAUACUCAAUGUACAACUAGAGAACUAGUGGGAUUCUGACAUCAUAGAUCCUGUGAGAAAACUUGAUAGCGGGGAAGUGGCUAUUAUUCAGAAUGUAAAACUCCUUGGCUUUGUCUUCACUAGGGGGAAAAAGUAUCUUUGUACCAUACGGUAGCCAACAUCCUAGCCCUGCUAACGUGUGUGGAAAAACCUGCCUGAUCCACACAAGGGGCUAUUCUGCACUAGAAUCGCUACAAUGGUGCAGCUGCAGUGCUGCUAGAACAGACACCCUAUGCUGACGGAAGAGAGCUCUUCUGUCAGCAUAAUAAAUCUGUCUCUGCAUGUCGCCAACAUAAUGCUGUCCACACUGGUGCUUAGGUCGAUGUAGCUUACAUCGCUCAGGAGGAUGGCUUUUUCACACCCCUGAGCAACAUAAGCUAUACUGACAUAAGUGCUAGUGUGUACAAGCCCUAGGAUUUCACCUUGGUUUAAUUACCAUGUUAGCUAAUGUCAUAGAAAACCGCCUCUUUCCCAUAGGGUGGUCUCACCCUUUGAGUUUUGUUAACACCUAUUUUAACUUAGAAGUUGGGGGGAGAACCUUUUUGUUAAAGAUUCGAAAUCUCUGCUAGUUCUAUCAAUCUAGAGAGAAUUAAGGGAUAACAGCGCUCCCACUCUCUCUGAGUUAUCCAAGGAGUCCACAGUGAAAACAGGAAGAACAAAAAAAUUCUUUAAAAAUACAAAACAAAACAAAACCUUUCAGGUUCUCUUCCUAAAAAGAAGUAAAAAUUGCAGGUCCCCUUUAAUUCUUGCACUACUGAUAAUUUUAACACACUUCUGAGCCAGCCCCAAUAGUCUCAGAAGCAGUACAGAAGAGCUGCAGUGCAGCCUCUUGUUCAGUCUUGGACUAAUGCACUGACAUGAAAAUGUGCCCCUCUUCCUGAGUGAGAAUGUGAAUCAAAUCCUUGCACUAGUACACGAGUAUGUGUUACAAAUAAGGUUCUGUAUUGGAAUCCUGGCACUAAUGUGGAAAAUCCAGCAUGUCUCCGACUAGUAAUUAGAUUCUGAAUAUGAUAUCUGGGCUCCAACUAGCCAGGGCUGUGAGGGAGAGUUUGCAGCUGUCGUUAUGAGGACUGAUUUAUCAGCUCUGUAUGGCUCAGUGGAAAAAGUGCAGGAGAAAGCAAAACAGAAAGUUCAGAUGGAGAGUAUAGAUACAGAGCCUCCAUUUCCUACAGCCCCCUGGAAGCUGUGGAGUGGAGCUGCUGAAGUAAAGGCUAAUUGUGUACAGUAAUCAUCAGUUAGGAUUUUCUCUAUUCCUAUGUAUUUGGCGCAGAAAGAGGUUUUAAUGUGACCAGCUCCCUCCCUCCAAAUCCUGUACACUCACUGGUUAGUGGCGGUGUCCUUGCACAACAUGGCAUAUGAUCAUAGAUGCCAAUCAGAACACAGAGCUUCCUCUUGCUCUGAUAUAUUGCUCUAACACACGUCUUAUGAGAAGCGUGUUUCAUUCCAGGCUGCAAUCUGAGCUGCCCCCUCUUCCUGUCCUCUUGAUUUCCUGCUUUCCAGGGGCCAGCAAGCUUCUUCCUUGUCUUUCCUAACUUACUUCGUUUUCUUAUAUUUUCAGGCCCCUUAGGAAUCCUGUCACCCACAUGGGGACAGGCUGAGCUGGUGAGGGCAGCCCUAGUGAUGGGCGCUCAGAUGAGGGUGAGGCAAAGUACAAAGAAAGAGGAGUUUCCCAUGCUUAUUUCAAUUUCUAUCUGACCAAAGUUCUUCAUAGCCUCUUCUUUUCCCUGAUGGUGAUUUCAGGCCAUUGCACAGUUGCUAUCAUCUCUGCAGGAGUGCAGCAGUGAAAGAUUCCCCGUAAACACAGCUUCAGUAUAGAAGAGGGUUUCUUGACCUGGGGGUUGUGGCCACUCUUCCCUUCUUCUAGUGAUAAAAAUAUGGAAAAGGUUGAGAAUCAGUGUCCUAGAGCAUCUCUGUAACAAGGAGACUGUCCAUGGAAGAGAAUGGGAGCUGCCACUUUCCCAGUGUGGGGUUGCAGUUUGCCGGUUAGUAUUAUUCCAUGUGUCAAGUCUCAAGUAAUUCUCUCCCUCUUGGUGUGCACUUUCAACAGCAGCAGAUACUCCUAAGGCACUAACUUAUCUGCUUUAUUUGUUCAAUAAGGUCCCAGUAGAAGGAACUAAUGAACAAAACAUCUGAUAUAAAAGCAAACUAAUUCCAAGGCAAAAAGUAUUGAGGAUAAGAAAUUCUUAGCCAGUUAGCAGCCUCCAAACUGCUCCCAGCUGCCUAGAGUAGGUGAGGCUCCUAAGCUGUGGGGCGAGGGUUAAUUUAAUUCCAGAGUGUGGCAAGCACUUAAGGAUACUCUCUCUCUCUCUCUCAUGGGAAUAGGUUGCUCUUAAGAUCUACCCCCUUUCUCUAGCUUACAGAACAUUCAACCACAUCUACCGGUCCUCGUAAACCAGGAGUUUCUCCACCUCUCCUGGAGGAUGUAGGUUCUGUGCCAAAGGGCCUUCAGGGAGUGGGUUCACAUCAUAGUUUUUGUGCAAUCAUUGUCCGCUGCAAUUCUGUUGCAAUCUUCAGACUUGUGUAUUUUUGAUAUUUUUGAAAUGUGUUAACUUUUUUAAGUUGACAUGAGCUAGAGCAUGUUAAAGAUAAAUUGCAGCAAAACUAUUUUUCAUGCCUUUGUUUUAAAACGAAACGUAUACUAUUUUAUGUCCCUGAGUCUAGCAUGCAGCUAUAACAAUACCCCUCUUUCAUUGUGUGUGGAAGUAGAUUGUUAUACUGAAUGCACUUUCAGCACCGCAAUGUAUGUGGCAGCAAAAGGAGGAAGAUCCUUGGGGUUAAAAUGUGAUUCCAUUGAUUCUUUACUAAGAUAUACAGAACAGUUCAGAAAGGAAGAAUAUUUUUGAUCAAUUUUUCAGCGGACGUAGCAAUAAAGAUUUUUACUUUCA